Corticium candelabrum is the source of this 1155-nucleotide messenger RNA. RefSeq lists its product as uncharacterized. Gene Ontology annotation, cellular component: membrane. Lineage: Eukaryota; Metazoa; Porifera; Homoscleromorpha; Homosclerophorida; Plakinidae. Gene Ontology annotation, molecular function: proton channel activity. The transcript has a single exon. Bases 29 to 922 code for a protein of 297 amino acids. Gene Ontology annotation, biological process: proton transmembrane transport. The record is from RefSeq and is a predicted model, not a curated record.
UUCGUCAAGUAAUGAAGAGCUGUCGGACAUGUAUAAGACUGCAAGUGUGUACCUCUAUCCAUUCUUUCUAGAAUUUACUUUGACGUCAUCAGCCAUGUUAGUAGAAUUUUGGAGAUCAGCAAAGGAAAGCCAUGAGAAUCUCAACCACUCUACCGAUUCGCAUAAGGAUUCUAACGAUUCUAACAAAAGAAAGUUGAAACUAUCUUUUGCAAUAUCCGUUGGACUGAUCAUCAUAGGAUGUUACGGUUUCGUCAUCUUUUUAUUACAUUUCCUUUCUACUAACAAUUACUCGGCUCAGAUAUUUCAGUACUUUAACAUUUGUGUAGGUACAUUCUCAACUAUUGUUUGCUUGAUUGGUAUUGGAGGUUUGAUUUCCUCAAACAAUACAAAAAACUCGACCUUUGGCUUUGAUGAAGUUUUACUAAUUGUUUCAAUGUUUGGAGUAUUUGGAUUAAGCAUCUCUAGCUUUUCUUCUGCUGUCUACUUCUUGCAAGACCAAAACGAUUCCUAUGCACCGAUUAAGCUGACAACAUCAGUAAUAUGGGUGAUACAGGCAGUAUGCCAGUCUUGUUUUAUCGCAAUGGCUCUUCAUCGAGAACCCAAAGAAGUAAAGAAAUGUGGUCGCAUUUUCAACGUUGGUUAUAUGGCUAUCAUUUUGCUAUUUCUCAAUUUUGGAAUGUGCCUGUUGGAUACGAUUGAUCUAGAAGGACACUAUCGCAGUUUGUACAGUGAAUCUUCACUGAAAAAGCUGAACCAACUGGAAAACAAUCUUUUUGGUCAAACAACCUGGACUUGGAUCAUGCUCGUUUUCUAUCCACUUGCUAUAUUCUUCAGGAUUCAUUCGGUAUCAACACUGUAUCACGUGUUCAAGCAUCACAAGUACCUACCAAUGGAACCUAAACCAGCACGUGGAACUGUAUAAUCAACUGAAACUACUCAACUACCUGAAACAAGCCUGAAAUCACUUGAACCUACACAACCAGUCAAAACUACAAAGAACCCAAGUUAGUGAACUAAUUUAUAGUUAGGCAAUAGAAUGAUUAUUGUAAUGUCUAGCAUGGUAUGUACAACAGCUUCACAAACCGCCAACAAUUAGCACAGACACUUGCUGGUGUAUUUAGUAUAGGGCACCGUUAUCUAGCAUGGUUAUGUAUC